CUAGCUUCCAAAAUUCAAUCCUGUCUGUAUCCCUCCCCCGCGCCAUGCAUAUCAUACUUCCAGAACAAUGGCAUGGCCGCCUCCCGACUGAGACCUGGCCUAUACUCUCUCUCUCCCUACCCGCGGGAGGGGGACGUCGGACGCGUUCCGUACGGUACGGUACCCGAAGUGCAGCCGCCGCCUUGACCUGCUUUCGGUGCUCAACUCUUAUCAAAUCGCGGGAUCGACGGCCGAUAGGAUCAACUCCUCCGCACUCACCACCAGCUUGGCUUGACUUGACUCACGCUUUUUUUUAUCUAGCGCUUACCAGCUAUCUCUGCUCUGCUACAUAUACAACCAUGUCCCAGUAACAUUGCUCUCAACCCAAUCCCUCAACUACUAUAUAAAAGAAAAACUGCAACCUCCACCAUGGCUACCGCCACCAACAACAUCGUGAUUCUGGGGUAGGCCUGUUUCCCCGCAAGUCGACAGCGACAGACUGUACCCAAGCCCAACU
Messenger RNA from Aspergillus heteromorphus CBS 117.55, 496 nucleotides. RefSeq lists its product as uncharacterized. The coding region runs from base 45 to 350 and encodes 101 amino acids. NCBI's taxonomy places the organism in Eukaryota, Fungi, Ascomycota, Eurotiomycetes, Eurotiales, Aspergillaceae. The record is from RefSeq and is a predicted model, not a curated record. The transcript has a single exon.